Alosa sapidissima (American shad) is the source of this 4897-nucleotide messenger RNA. Its product is annotated as collagen alpha-1(II) chain-like. NCBI's taxonomy places the organism in Eukaryota, Metazoa, Chordata, Actinopteri, Clupeiformes, Clupeidae. The transcript is spliced from 51 exons. Gene Ontology annotation, cellular component: basement membrane. The record is from RefSeq and is a predicted model, not a curated record. Bases 182 to 4594 code for a protein of 1470 amino acids. Gene Ontology annotation, molecular function: extracellular matrix structural constituent; protein binding.
UUCUGUCAGCGGGGCCCAGGGUGAUGCUAGGCGAGAGUGGACCCUACUGUGACGACCGCCUGACAGGACGACCAUUAGCACCAUCCAGAAAAGAAAAGAAAGACGCACAGAUACACACACACACACACACACACGGACUCUCUCCUUGUCCUCAAGGAGUUUACAUGUCUAAUAUUUAGACAUGUUUAGCUUUGUGGAUGUGCGGCUGGGGCUGUUGCUCGUGGUGGCGGUUCUCUCUGGGCGGAUUCGUGGUCAGCAGGACAUUGAUGCUCCUGGGACUUGUGAGCACGAUGGCCAGGUGUAUAGUGAUGGGGAUGAGUUUCGGCCAGAGAGGUGCAUGCAGUGCGUAUGCAGAAGGUCAAAGGUCAUUUGCCUCGACAUUGAAUGUAUCCCAGUGGACUGUGCCGAUCCAGUGAUACCACCGUUCGAAUGCUGUCCAGUCUGCCCAGAUGGGGAAAAGGUAAUCGGACCAGCAGGAGACCCAGGUCCACCAGGACUGCCUGGCCGAGACGGCAGCCCAGGUGCAGCAGGCCUGGAAGGGCCUCGUGGACCCCCUGGACCCCCUGGCCUGGGUGUGAACUUCUUGGCUCAAUAUGGAAAAGACUAUGGCUCUGUCACUGGAAAAGACUAUGGUAGUGGAAAGACUGGUGGUGGUGGUGGGAUUGGACUUCUGGGUCCACCUGGCCCUCCUGGCCCCCCAGGUCCUUCCGGAGACCAAGGUCCCGCUGGCCCCGACGGUCCAAAAGGACUUAAUGGCCUUUCGGGAGAGCGUGGUCGCCCGGGUCGUCCUGGUCCUCCCGGUCCUCCUGGCCUCAAUGGUGACCGUGGAAAAGAUGGCAAGGAUGGAUCAGAUGGUCAACGUGGUGUCCCAGGUCUCCUUGGUCUUCAGGGUGCCCGUGGAUUCCCCGGAAUGCCAGGACUUCCAGGCAUGAAAGGGCACAGGGGAAGGAAUGGCCUCGACGGACCCGUAGGAUAUCUUGGUUCCCCAGGACCGAAGGGCGAGCCAGGAUUAUCGGGAAACGAUGGCCCUCCAGGACCUCCGGGAGGACGAGGGACCCCUGGGGACUUGGGUCUGCCUGGGCCCCGAGGGGAGACUGGUUUUCGUGGUCAAGAUGGUUCUCCAGGUGAUGUUGGUCCCCAGGGCUUAACAGGUCCGCCAGGACUCCCAGGUUUCAGUGGGCGACAAGGAAACGCUGGAGCGCCUGGUGAUAAGGGAGAGCCAGGGCCUUAUGGGGAGAACGGAGGACCCGGACCGCCUGGAAACCGUGGACCGCCAGGGCCUCAAGGAGAAAGCGGAAAACGGGGACAAGAUGGAGAAGCAGGAUCAAAAGGAGAGCCUGGAGGACCAGGGAGACCUGGACUCCCUGGCCCACCAGGAUCACUUGGUUUCCCGGGCGAUAUGGGAGGUACCGGCGCAGAUGGACCCAAGGGAGACGCAGGCUUGAGAGGUGGACCAGGAAACAGAGGGGACCCCGGACCUAGAGGAGACCCAGGUGUAAUUGGACUGAGGGGGCCCCCCGGACCGCCUGGGAACAAUGGGAAGCAGGGUUCCCCUGGCGAACAAGGAGCCCAAGGACUUCCUGGACUCCCUGGAGACAGAGGACCUGAUGGUAUGAGGGGACUCCCCGGUCCUACAGGAGCGAUAGGGAAACGGGGUGAUGGUGGAGUGGACGGUGGACCCGGUGAUCCAGGAGACAAAGGUCCGCCAGGCGACAAUGGCGCUAAUGGGGACCCGGGAACCCCAGGAGACAGAGGACUCCGUGGAAGUCCUGGAGCCCCUGGACAUGAUGGCCCCCUUGGCCCCCCUGGACUCAGCGGCCGUCAUGGGGGACCUGGACCACAUGGUCCUUCAGGACAGAUGGGCUUUCCUGGCAUCAUGGGUCCUCCGGGAGAGAAAGGAGGACAUGGUGAAAACGGGCGACCAGGAGAAACGGGCCAACGAGGCUCACAAGGGAAGCCUGGUCCUCCAGGGGGCGACGGCAACAUAGGUGGACCUGGAGAAACGGGCCGGAUUGGGCCUAGAGGGGAGAGAGGAGAUCCAGGUGGCCAAGGACCACCAGGAAUAAUGGGUGCUCCAGGGAUUGCUGGUUGGCCGGGUGACAGAGGUGACAUUGGUGAAACAGGUGACCCUGGUGGGGAUGGCAAACCAGGACCUGGUGGAGCAACAGGUGAUAUUGGACUCCCAGGUUCAAGCGGACCCCCUGGUGUUCCUGGGGGGGUGGGCCCAAAAGGACCCGAUGGACAAUCGGGGGGGAAUGGCGAUAAGGGACCCCCUGGCCCCAGUGGUCUCCCUGGUCCUCCUGGAGGGCAAGGUCUGCAGGGUAUGCCAGGAGAGGAAGGCCAUAAUGGUCCGAAAGGUCUGAGAGGAUCUAGGGGAGAUGCAGGGCCCAAGGGAAAAGAUGGCAAACCAGGCAAGGAUGGCGGCCCCGGUGCAGUCGGCUUCAUCGGAUUCCCAGGCCAAUACGGGUCACCAGGUCCCAAGGGUGAAGACGGCCCCACUGGUUCUGACGGAAUCCCAGGUCCUCGCGGUCGAUCUGGCAAGCGUGGCAAUCGAGGACCUCAAGGACCCCCAGGUUUCCGUGGUACUCCUGGUAACAGUGGGAAAGAUGGGGUCAAGGGUGGACCGGGAGAUAAGGGGCCUCUGGGUGAUCCAGGCGCAUUUGGUGACCAGGGUGAAGAUGGAGAACCUGGAACUCCGGGUCUAUCUGGUUUAAUGGGAGCCAAAGGUUUGAGAGGCCCUCUUGGUGAACGUGGUCCCCCAGGCCUCCCUGGACUUAAUGGAAGAAUUGGACUUCAAGGCAAUAUAGGUGCACGUGGUGAUGCAGGUGGCCAAGGAGAUGAUGGCACAGUUGGUUCCAAAGGCGACCCAGGGCCGCAGGGGCUGAUUGGACCUCCGGGAAACCCUGGGCCCCGUGGGCCUCAAGGAACCCCUGGAGAGAAUGGGCCAGGGGGAGGAAAAGGCAGGGACGGAUCUCCUGGUAUGCCUGGACCUUCAGGUCUGAUAGGGAGGCCAGGACCGCAGGGUUUACCUGGGCAAAGAGGUCAUCCAGGAUUGCCAGGGGCCAGAGGAAGCCAGGGAUCUCCAGGUCCUAAAGGCCCUAAUGGUGAUCCAGGUGGCCCGGGUCCAAAUGGACAAAAUGGACGUCCUGGGCCGCCAGGUCUCCCCGGACGAAAUGGUCAUGACGGUAAAGUUGGUCCGGAGGGUCUGGAUGGACCAGAUGGACUACCAGGCCGAAGGGGCGACCGUGGUCCGAAUGGUCUCCGGGGCCCCUCUGGGCUACCCGGGCGCCCAGGGGUACCUGGACCCCAAGGAAAUCCGGGCAAGAAUGGUGGCAUUGGAGAUACUGGUCCUACAGGUGAUCCGGGUCCUCAAGGAGAAUCUGGGAAACCCGGAGGGCCGGGUCCUAAAGGUCCUUCUGGGGGGAAGGGUGACCGUGGCUGGCCAGGUCGGAGGGGCAUAAAAGGACACAGAGGAAUGCCUGGCCCACAGGGGCUUGCUGGACUUAUUGGUAACCGUGGAGACGCAGGACCUCCAGGAGAUCCUGGCCCUGCGGGACCCAAAGGUCUUCCAGGAAAAGCUGGGCGAGAUGGGGGUGACGGCAACCCUGGUCUACCUGGACCCAUCGGUCCAGUCGGAAUCCGAGGUCACACUGGUGAUAUGGGACCCGCUGGACUCCCAGGCCCCCCUGGACCUCCCGGCCCCCCCGGCCUAACUUAUCCAAUGAUUGACCCUAGUGGCCCCAGGCCACAAACUGUCAAAGGCCCCGACUAUGGCCCCGGUCCCGGUCCCAUAUACGAUGAUUACGGUCCGGGCCCUGUGGAGGACCCUAACCAGUAUCCCAACCCGUACUACCGCGGAGACAGGCCCGACGCAGAAGCGGAGGUGGAGAGGGUGGAGGCCCGGCUGAAGACACUGAGCCAGGAGGUGGAGAGGCUGAAGAGCCCUGAGGGGACCCAGCAGGACCCUGCCCGCAUGUGCCACGACCUCAGGAUGUGCCACCCCGACUGGAAGAGCGGUUUUUACUGGAUCGACCCUAACCAGGGCCCCUCGGACGACGCCAUCAAGGCCUUCUGCAACAUGGAGACGGGCGAGACCUGCAUCUACCCGACUGUGUCCACUGUUCCUCAGAAGAACUGGUACACCAGCAAGACUACCAAGAAGAAGCACAUAUGGUUCAGCCAAUCCAUGUCUGGAGGUUUCCAGUUCCAGUAUGGCAGCUUGGCGGUUGACCCUGACGACAUGGAUGUCCAGUUCUCCAUCAUGCGCCUGAUGUCCAGCCAAGCAUCCCAGAACCUCACCUACCACUGCAAGAACAGCAUCGCCUACAUGGACCAGGCCACCGGCAAGCUGAAGAGCGCUCUGCUGCUGCAGGGAUCCAACGACAUCGAGAUCAGAGCCGAGGGCAACAGCCGCUUCACCUACAGCGUCAGCGAGGAUGGCUGCAUGUCUCACACUGCCACGUGGGGUAAGACAGUCAUCGAUUACAGAACAACGAAAACAUCGCGCCUGCCUAUCAUUGACAUUGCUCCAAUGGACGUAGGAGGAGCCGACCAGGAAUUUGGAGUGGAAAUCGGCCCAGUAUGCUUCUUGUAGGAAACUUUAAAAAAGAACACAGAAUUUGGACUUUUUGUGGAAAAUAUUUUUCUAUCAGUCAUGUGUUUGUUGGUUUAUUGUUGUUUUUUUUAUUGUUUAUCAACUUCCUUGUUUGUGCUUUUUCCAAUUCUGAGGACAACUACAACAAUCAAUUCUGUUCAAAACUGAUCAAAUACAUUGUUUCAUACGUUCAAGUGUAGAUGUCACCCCCUGGAAGCAUAGGACAGAUGUGUAGUGGAACAAUGGUGCUUUAUUUUUCAAAAUAAACGUGGAAAGACAACAAUAAACACAGUGACUGGUUUA